UGAAGCACUGGCCCCACCCCCGCGCCUGCUACCUCGCGAGACUUCGCGAGCUCCUCCCUCUUUCCUUUCUGCCACCGCCAUGCCAUCCAGACUGAGGAAGACCCGGAAACUCCGGGGCCACGUGAGCCACGGCCACGGCCGCAUCGGUAAGCACCGCAAGCACCCAGGAGGCCGCGGGAAUGCUGGAGGCAUGCAUCACCACAGGAUCAACUUUGACAAAUAUCAUCCAGGUUACUUUGGGAAAGUUGGUAUGAGGCAUUACCAUUUGAAGAGGAACCAGAGCUUUUGCCCAACUGUCAACCUGGAUAAAUUGUGGACGUUGGUCAGCGAGCAGACACGGGUCAAUGCAGCAAAAAACAAGACUGGAGCUGCUCCCAUCAUUGAUGUUGUUCGAUCGGGCUACUACAAAGUUCUGGGCAAGGGAAAGCUCCCUAAACAACCUGUCAUCGUGAAGGCCAAAUUCUUCAGCAGAAGAGCUGAAGAGAAGAUUAAGGGUGUUGGGGGGGCCUGUGUUCUAGUGGCUUAAAAGCCACACCAGAGGUUAAUUAAAUGCUAACAUUUUCCGCGU
This is a messenger RNA of Mastomys coucha (southern multimammate mouse), 568 nucleotides long. It is a transcript of the gene Rpl27a, whose product is annotated as ribosomal protein L27a. The record is from RefSeq and is a predicted model, not a curated record. The coding region runs from base 80 to 526 and encodes 148 amino acids. The transcript has 5 exons. Gene Ontology annotation, cellular component: ribosome; cytosolic large ribosomal subunit. Lineage: Eukaryota; Metazoa; Chordata; Mammalia; Rodentia; Muridae. Gene Ontology annotation, molecular function: structural constituent of ribosome. Gene Ontology annotation, biological process: translation.